AUGAGUCGCCAGGAUCGCCAGUUGGCGUCAGUGGAUCAUGGCUCGGGUUUGGCGUCAGAGGAAAAGGGCUUGAGCACUCAGUUGAUGGACAGCUUUGAUGAAGAAUGGCAGAUGGCAGAUGCAACCCGAAAAGGGCGUGAGAAGGACUUGGGCUUGGAGCCUGGGCAGGUGGCUCAGUUUGGAAAGAGUCCAGAGAUGGCUGGAGGCAUUUCAUGGCGUGCCAUUUGGAGCCAUACCGUCUUCCAAGAAGAAGUUCCACGAGCGAAGGCGCGUCAGCAGUUGCGAGAAGCCCAAAAUAACGAUGCCAGUCGGGGCCUUAGUGAGGAGAUGCAGCCCGACAGCGAUGCGGUGGUCAUUGUUGCCAGUGGUUUGAUCGCACUGGGUGCCUUCACUCCAGACUUCCGCGAGAGUGCUGUGAAGCCUGCCUCUCAGCCUCUCAGACCAUGA
Molecule: messenger RNA, 447 nt
Organism: Cladocopium goreaui
Lineage: Eukaryota; Dinophyceae; Suessiales; Symbiodiniaceae
Source: the annotation of a GenBank genome assembly